CGCCUUAAUCAGAAAAGAAUGAUGCAUCUUUGUUGGGUGGCACUGCUGCUCGUGGUUGGCUCGGGAGUGAUAAGAGGCCAGAAGGAUUGGUGGGAAACGGCCGGUUUCUACCAAAUCUAUCCUCGCUCAUUCCAGGACAGCAACGGUGACGGAAUAGGUGAUUUGAACGGCAUAACGAGCCGACUGCCAUACCUAAAAUCCUUGGGUAUUACGGCGUUUUGGCUGUCGCCCAUUUAUCCUUCGCCGAUGGCCGACUUUGGGUACGAUAUAUCCAACUUUAUCGACAUACAUCCGUCGUUUGGAACCCUGGCCGACUUCAAGCGACUAGUGGACGAAGCGAAGAAACUCGACCUGCGCGUCAUCCUGGAUUUUGUACCGAAUCACUCGAGUGAUGAGCACGAGUGGUUUAAAAAAAGUGUAAACCGUGAGGCAGGUUUUGAGGAUUUUUACGUUUGGCAAGAUCCGAAACCGGGAACCGUACGCGAUCCACCGAACAAUUGGGUUGCAGCUUGGUACGGAUCAGCCUGGGAGUGGAGUGAGGAACGCGGCCAGUUUUACUUACAUCAAUUCCACAAGAAGCAACCAGAUCUUAACUAUCGCAACCCGGCGGUGGUUCAGGCAAUGAAGGCUGUCUUGCGCUUCUGGCUGGAUCAGGGAGUCGACGGUUUUAGGGUGGAUGCUGUUCCUUGGUUGUUUGAAACCGAAGGAUUUCCCGACGAACCACUCAGCGGCCAUUCUAGCGAUCCGUUGAGCCAAAACUAUUUGAGACACAUUUACACACUCGAUCUGCCGGAAACGGUCGACAUGGUGUACCAGUGGCGUGAGGUGAUGGACCAAUACAAGCGGGAAAGAAACACCAGCACCAAAGUGCUCAUGACCGAGGCUUGGUCGCCGCUGGAUGUGGUGCAGACGUACUUUAAUGAUAGUAACAACCGUCAAGGUUCGCAGAUGCCUUUCAACUUUCAGCUCAUCACGCGAUUGGAUAAGAAUUCGAAAGCAUCGGAUUUCAAAACCGUGAUCGACUCGUGGCUGGACAUCAUUCCACCGGGCCAUUCCGCGAACUGGGUGCUAGGAAAUCAUGACAAACGUCGCGUUGCUUCGCGGAUGGGUGGCGCCCAUAUGGUUGAUAUUAUGGCCAUGAUCGAACUUACUCUGCCUGGUAUUACCGUAACCUACCAGGGUGAGGAGAUCGGAAUGCAUGACGUCGACAUUUCGUGGGCCGACACCCAAGAUCCGGCCGCGUGCCAGCUGACAGAACAAACCUAUCAGGAAGGAACUCGUGACCCCGCAAGGACACCGUUUCAAUGGGACAGUUCAGAAAACGCAGGAUUUACGAAUGCUUCCGUUAAACCGUGGUUACCCCUGGCAACGGAUUAUCAGACGCUCAAUGUGAAAGUCCAAGAGGACACGACGCAAAACAGUCAUCUUAAAGUGUUCAAGGAGCUGAUGAAAUUGCGAGGCACAAAUGCGCUAGUAUGGGGAUCAUACAAAUCGCAGGUUCUAGGUAACAACGUGUUGGCCAUAGUACGCUCUUUUCCUAAUGAUAAGCGAACAUUUGUAACAUUGGCCAAUAUUGGUUCCGAACUUGAAACCGUCGACGUUUCCAGCGUGGACAGCACUCUGCCGCAGAAUCUGGAGUUUCGUGUGGUAGGCGUGUCAUCUAAAAAUUCCGUUAAAAGCGCUGUGGCUACGAAGAACAUUCAACUGCAACCAUAUGAAACAGUCGUACUGAGCAACAAAGCGUUUGGUUCUGUUCAAAAUGUAUCGUUUAUGAUCUUUGCGCUUCUAACAUUGGUGGUUUUGAAUUAAUGCAUCUUAAACUGAAUAAAUAUUGAGACAAAUGUUAAGAAUGUUGA
Molecule: messenger RNA, 1856 nt
Organism: Anopheles cruzii
Lineage: Eukaryota; Metazoa; Arthropoda; Insecta; Diptera; Culicidae
Product: maltase A3-like
Exons: 4
Coding region: 19-1809 (596 amino acids)
Biological process (GO): carbohydrate metabolic process
Source: RefSeq, a predicted model, not a curated record